Racocetra fulgida is the source of this 975-nucleotide messenger RNA. The record is from the annotation of a GenBank genome assembly. NCBI's taxonomy places the organism in Eukaryota, Fungi, Glomeromycota, Glomeromycetes, Diversisporales, Gigasporaceae.
AUGACUUUUACGGGAGGCCAGAUAGUGCUAAUUAUUCAAGAAUUAUUACGACAUCUAUUUAUUUUAUCCCCACGUAUUUUAGUUCUUAGAGUAAAUGUUGAUAAAAUAGGUGCCAUUAUUGUAGAUAUCCUCCAAAAUGUCCCUGAAGCAAGAAAAUGUUUAACAAGCUUAAAAGAAUUUACGUAUUUUGCGGAACAUCCGACCAUGGAAAUCCUUUUUUCUCAAAUUGCCCAGCUUACUGGCAACAUCGAACGUUUUGACCUUUCAAUUUAUGGUCAUACUGAACAACUGAUAAAUAUGAUAAAAGUUCAGAGACUUUUUAAAGAACUCAUCAUUAACAAUAGAACAAAUUCACCGUUAGGUUCUAUAAUCUCUAAGAAAGCAUCAACUGUUACUUACUUGGAAAUUGAGAAUAUAUCUUUCCCAUUUCAAGCACUUUCGCACUUUACUAAUUUAGUGGAAUUAAAUAUGUUUUAUUGUGGAUCUUAUAGCUUGCAUGAUUGGACACCUUUAUAUGAUGUACAUUUGAAAAAACUCGAGAAGAUUUCAUACAAGAAUCGACAUUCUCUUUAUCUGGAAUCCUUCGGCAAGUUUUUGGGUAAUGCUGGCAUAAACCUAAGUUCUAUUACAAUUCGUUGUUGUACAAUUUGUGAUCCAGAACAAUCACAUUUACUCUUUACGUCAAUUGCGGCUAAUUGUCCAAAUCUUAUACAUUAUGAUGGACCAAUUGGAUCUGAUAAUGCUUCUGAAUUUGGGCAAAUGCUUUAUGCGUGUUCCCAUAUUGAAACAUUAUUUGCGGAAAAUCGAACAGAUUUUAAUCCACUUCUUAGAAAGAUUACGAUUAAACAACCGUGGAAUAUAAGAAAAUUAACCAUCAUUCACGGAUGGAAAUUUACAACUGAUGUGUUUGAAAACUUUUUACAAAGCAGACAAAGAAUUUCAAAAAAGAUUGCAUUUUAUUGGAACGAAUGUGAU